Bursaphelenchus xylophilus (pine wood nematode) is the source of this 7521-nucleotide messenger RNA. The record is from the annotation of a GenBank genome assembly. NCBI's taxonomy places the organism in Eukaryota, Metazoa, Nematoda, Chromadorea, Rhabditida, Aphelenchoididae.
AUGGGAGCGGAUUCUGAUGGAUUAGGUGGGAAUUUGAGGUCUAUUCUAAGGUCUGAAGGGCUUUGUUUGGUUUGGCUAUGAUGAAUUUAGUACAACCAUGGUUUUCCGGCUAUAUUUAGAGCAUUUAGGGCCAAUUUCGGAUUGAAAUUAAGAUUUCUUCAAAAUUUUGAGUUUUGAUGACUAAAGUUGUAUAAUUCUUGUUCUAUUUCUGGUUGAUAGCUAAAUGUAUGGCUAUUUACGGGCUUUUGUGAAAGGAUUUACUAUCUAAAUAAUAAAUGAAUACGAGUAAAAUUUUAUGUCUGAUUUCCUACUACAAUAAUAUUUUCCCUUAUUUUCCAAAGAUCUCUUUACAUAGACCGAGAUCAGCCCUCCCCAGUGAAUAAUCGCCCUCUGACUCUGCAUAAUCGACCAUCCACCUGGCGUCAUUUGUCGUUAAUCAUCGCCGGCGGGUCAAAACAUGUUAACAUUGUUUUCAUGAGAACACGUUGGUCCAAUUUUUGAUUCCUUCUUGCAAUAUCUCUCUAAAUUUUAUUACUUUUCACAAUUUUCCUCUUGCUUUUACUUUUUUUACCCAUAAAAUACAGUACCGAAAUAAAAUAUUCGACCCAGAAAAAAGAAAAAACAGUUUUUUGCUGGUUUUAACCAUCAAUCCGACUUGAUAUUACUCAAUCUCAAAGAUUCAAAACAAUUUUUUUGGCGUCUCCCUCUUUUCGACUCAUUUUUCACUCCUCCGUUGGACGACCUUGAUGUCUAAUAUAUUCGCAUUUGCAGCUCGAAGCGCAGAACGAACGUCUUCGACAGCAGAACCUCAGGUGUGCCAAUGAAUUGAAGGCGUUGGCAUCGUACGCCGAGAAUACGAAACAGUGGAGACAGUCAACCUUGUUCUCACAGAGCUUCUCCGUAAGUUUCACUACGGUUUUUUGUGGGCUAAAUUUUUUUGGGUUUUGAGAACUUUUGCGUAAGACUUUUGAAGACAAGAUUAAUUUUUUGGCAAUUUUUCUCUUUUUUUAUCUUUUUAUCUUAUGAUAACUUAAGCGAUCGUUUUCAAACCUCCCUUUCCAUAAAUUCCCAAUUUUUUAUAUUACACUUGCUUUCCAUUCCCUUCCGAAUGUCCUUAUUCCAUAUUAGUUUAUGUUUUCCUCUCUGCAAACCAUUAUACUCCACAAAACUGACCAGUAACCCGAUCCGUUUUCCCUUUUGCAGCUAUAUUUUCUCUCCAAAAGCGGCCCAUUUUUUAUUUUUAUUCAUAUUUUUCGGCCCUUCAGAAGCCCGGGUAUCGUGCUCGGGCCCUCCAAAAUUCAUGGCCAUUGUUUUCUUUUGGUGUUUGAGUUGGAAUUAAUGCCGAAAUAUGAUAUCGGAAGGCGUUUUGGGGCAGUAAAACGGGUAAAAGUAGUCGCAUUAAUGGAAAUUUGGUUGGUCUAAUUGUAAGGGGGAAAUGGGUAAAUUUUGAGAUUUUUUGAUUUUUUUUCUUUGAGGGAAUCAGUAAAUCAGAUAAGUGGGAUCGUUUUCGUAAUAGCUGCUACAUUUUACCAAGGUUUGAAGACCUUUUAUGAUUCUAGGACCACCUGAAAGAACUAAAAUCAUAAAAAUUUUUUUUUGUUUUUUUUUGCAAAAAAUUAAGAAAUUUUUUGAUUUUUUAAAAGUAAACUGAAGAAAAAGGCUUGAUAGAGAUAAUUCAGGUCCAAUGACCAGGUAGAUUCUACAAUUUGAGAUAUUUUUUAGCAAAUUAAAACCGGGUAUCUCCCUUCGAAAGCCGCCCAAUGAUGAGGCCGAACUUUUUCCCGCCGCCAAAAACCCCUCCGGGCACGGAGAGCGGGGAUCGGCUUUGAAUAAAUAAUUUGUGCGGGAGAUGCGAACGAUAACAGAGCGUCUGGUGUUUUUAUCGCUGGCCCCUCGCCAUUGUUCGCUAACUCCCUGCGGGAUCUUUUCCAUCCCCUUUUCCGGAUUUCGAAGCGAAUUUUGUGGGUUAUUGUUAUGAAGAAGGCCUUCCAAGGCGCCGAGAUCAGCUGCCGGAUAACCGGGCAGAUGGUUGAUCGGUUGUUGGGGAGAUCGGAAUGGAAUGAGGGGAAGGAAUUCUGAGAGGUUUUCGGGUACUGUAGGGAUGGCGUAAUACAAUUUUCAUAUUUGCGGGGCCGAAGAAAUUUUUGAAGAAGUACGUAUAUUCUGUUAUACGUAAUAGAAUUCAAAAAAAAUAAUAAAAAAAGAUUACAAUUAGAUGAUUUUAGGAUGAAAGGGUUGAUAAACCAAAAAAUUCCAAUAAUUUUAAAUUUAUUUCUGGCAAAAAGCAUCACCAGUAACCGAUAUUUUAGACGAAAUUCGUUUUCGCCACAAAACUUUAAUUUGGUAAAAAAAUUUGGGUUCGAAAUUGUCAUAAAUUAUGUUAUUAAAAUCUGCCCAAUAAUUUUUUUGAAGAUUUUUUAUUUUAUUUUCUAUUUUUAAUAUUUUUCUUUCUUUCAGGGUACCCUUCCCACGUGGAUGGAGUCGCAUUCCCGCACAUCGGAUGACAGUGGCCUCACUUCCGAUGACACCUCGGGCGACCGGCAAAUCCAUCAAUUCCUCAACCAACCCGACGUUCUCCGUCCCACUUUGAUGACGCAAUCAACUUCAGCAAUAGUGCCCGUGAAAAGAAGUCCGCGGAAGAAUCCUUCCAAGACGUCUGAUUCAAGUGCUACAUCGACGUUGACGAUGACUCAAGGGAUCCAGAAUUCGAUGAAUUCUCAGUUCCAUCAGAGCUCCUCGACCGAAUCCUCACCUUCCAGCGAGCAUCCGGAACCCGUGGCUCAGCCCAGGAAAGCCCGGCCGAUAAUGGGCGGACAGAUGAUUAUGAUGAACAAGAAGAAAGAGAUGGAACGAGACAGCCUCAACUCGUAUGAUGCUGAAGAUGAUGGGGACUCGGACGACGAGAUCUUCGAUGAAAUUGUCUACGAUGACAACUCGCCUGGAGAGUCGCGGACUUUGAAGAAAGACGCCCGAUACGCGGAUUACGUUAAUCUCGCCGAUUUUUGCACCGUCAAAGAUUACACACCGGAGGCGGAGACGGAGCCAAAUCGGGCCUCAUUGCCGUAUCUUUACUCGGACAUUCUGAGGAUUCAACCGGACCCUCCAAAACAUAAGCCAAUAGUCCAAUGGGAGCAAAAGUUGUACAGAAAUGCAGAGAAGUGUCUGAGUGUGGUCGAGAGUAAUUGCUCGCCCUCACCUUGCUCCUUUUCUCCGCUGGUCCCGAGGGAUAGCCAGAGAAUCAGCGAUCUGUCAAGCAUUCGAGAUCAGAGUCCCGCAAAAUUCUCCAAAAAUUCGGUAAGGAUUUUUUGAUGACAAAAAAAAUAUUUUUUUUGAAUCCAAAAGUUUGAGGACGAUGAAUUUUAUUGACAAGGAAAGUACUUCUAUGGGGUGUGGAAUUACCGGUCGAGAUAUAUCUCAAAAAAUUCGCAAAAAUUUUCUGAUUCAGAAUAUAUAAAAAUUAGCUGCCUAAUUUUGGUCUAAUGACAUGUUUUUGUCCUCAGAAGUUUUCUCGCGACACCAUGCAAGUGUCUUUUUGACCGCGUUUUUACCAAUAAAAAAAAUUUGUUUUGUGCUAAACUAAAUUCUGAGGCCUUGACAAGCCUUAAAAUAUCAAAGUGGAUUACAACUACACCUUAAAAGUAGUUCCAAUGUAAAAAAUGGGUUCUAGUGUGGCAAAAGGAAUCGAACCCGUUCCCCGCGGAUUCCCAAUCUAGCGCUCUAACCACUCGGCCACACCGCUCUCUGCCGAAGGAAGAGACCGAGCGCGCUUUUGUUGCCGCAGAUUUUUUUCCUCGAGAAAAACAUUUAUUGAAAAAACUCGCUGAUAGACCAAAAUUAGGCAGCUAAUUUUUAUAUAUUCUGAAUCAGAAAAUUUUUGCGAAUUUUUUGAUAUAUAUCUCGACCGGUAAUUCCACACCCCAUAGAAGUACUUUCCUUGUGAAAAAAGAAGUUUUUUUGACCUACUCCAACAUUAUUGGACCCAAUAUAGGGCUCGGGGUCUUUACUUUUCAUCGGCUCUGCGAAUUUGUUUUGCAAAAAGGCGUUCAGCACGCCCUGCUGAACGCUUUUUCGCAAAAUCGGUUCAGCAGUUUCUUCUGUCGAAAUUUCGUGAACGGGAAAUGGUAAAAGCCGUUCAUUUUGUGAAUUUUCGUCCUGUUUUCAAACCGUGAACGGUUUAUUGCAAAAACCGUUCACGAUUUGAACUGAUUUUGCAAAAAGGCGUUCAGCGGAAAUUCUGAACGCCUUUUUGCAAAACAAAUUCGCAGAGCUGAUGAAAAGUAAAGACCCCGAGCCCUAUAUUAAUAUCUCCAAUUCCAGUUCUCCGGAGAUCUCCGUUUAUCCAAGCACCACUCAUCCUCUUCCAAUCCCGCUUCCAUUAAACAAUUAACCCCUCCGGGCAGAGAUUCGGACUCGGGUUUGGGCCGAGGCUCCGGGAAUUCGGCGAAUGGCCUGGCUCCCCUGGCCGAAUCUCCUCCCGAAAUCCCGUUUGGAAUGGCCAGAACACACGCUCCCGCAGUCCCGGCAGACAAUGAUGACUAUGCUCUACCUCCAGAUGCCUCAACUCCCGUCUCCAGACACGCUUCCCCUUAUUCCAAUCGAGUUUUGACAUUGCCGAGAUGCCGGGAAACUGUUGUUUUGAGCAGUGUGGGGUCGUCGCCGUUACAUCAGCCGCCAACCCUGAGGGCGUCGUUGAUCCCGACGCACGAAAAUGUAAGUAAUUUUGAUUUGAAUGCAUUCUGACGUUUAGAAAAUACAAAUUGUUGGAGAUCAACUUAAAAUGGAAACUAAAAAAUACGAGGUUUUAUGAAAUAAUGUUUAACUACAUUUAGCUUAUUUUAGAUGGAACGCGCUGGAUACCUGACACAAAUGUCUGACAAUCGCUUGCGCUCCCUCAAACGACGCUACAUCGUCCUCAAAAACAAUAAACUCGACUUCUACCGGACCGUCAAGGAGAAGAUGAAGAACGAACCGCCAUCUCGAACCAUCCAAUUAUCAGAUGUUGUGGCUGUGAACAGAGUCACCAGCAAGACUGGGACUCACGGAAUCCAAAUUUGCAUCGACAAUGACAAACUGAAAUAUCACGCAGAGAACGAUAAGGUGACCGAGGAGUGGUUCACGACAAUAUCUCAAUGUCUCAAACAGCUGACCAUCAACGAAUUGAGUCAGAAGGCCACCAAAGUCGAGGCGAUUUUGUCGGGAUGGAUUACCAAAGUGAAGCACGGCCAUCAACGCAAAUAUUUUGCGGCUUUGGUGGGGCAAAAGUUGUUGUUCUUCAAGAAAUCCGAUGAAAAGCUGCCUUGUUCUCACAUUGUCCUGCAAGGAUGCGCCAUUUCCGAGAAAUCGAAGGGCUCCAGCGAUGAAUACAGUGGGUCGAGUGAUGAACAAGCCAGCUCAGACCUUCUUCCGGGCACUUCGAAUGCGUCCAGAUCAUCCAGUUCAAGUCAGCAGCAGGAAAAGGCGGAUUACAGUAUCUGCAUCGAGGGGAGCAACGCGGAUCCCGUUUAUCUGAUGCUGAAGAAUGGAGAGGAGAAGGAUAAAUGGCUCUAUUAUCUCAAAUUGGCCGCCAAGGACCCUUCAAUGUGUGGGACUUCAUUUGAAGUCCUAAUUCAGCGAUUAAUGCUCGAUUCGAACCCAGAUUCGGAGCUGUGGCACGAUGUUCUGAUGACGAAUCCGGAGGAAAAGCCGACUGAUACUCUCAUUUCAAUCGACGAACCGAGACUCAAGAAGAAAGCUCUCGAGAAUGAUAUGGCCUUGUACCUAUUCUCUUCGGUCCUUAUGAGGCCAAUUGCCAUGCAAUAUCACGUAGAUUUGAGUCAGAAUAUUUUAACGACGGCCCUGGAGAACACCCCCUUGAUUGACGAGUUGUACGCCCAGCUGAUUCGACUGACUUGCUCCAAACUUGAGACCACGGUACAAGCCUGGAAAUUGAUGGCUAUGGCCAUUCCGCUCUAUUUGCCGAGUAAAUACAGUAUUUUCUGGUUGUUGAGAAGUCAUCUGCAGCGAUUCAAGAUAAUGGAGUGAGUGAACAAAAGUUUUUUCAAAUAUUAUUAUAUAAUUUUAAGAUUUUGUUUUCUCUCUCUAACUCUUUAUUAUUACUUCUUGCUAACUAAAAUCUCUUUUUUAGUAAUGAAAACUCGAAGCUGGCUGAUUUCUGUGAACAACUUAUCUUCAAGAAACAGAAGGCCGGAGAUCGUCGUGAAGGUCCCUCUAAGCUUGAAGCUAUUUCAAUUCUGACAAGAGAUCCCUCAAGUACAACACUGCCAUUUUCCGUACCUAUUCAACUUCCUUCUGGAGAUUUUCAAGUCAUCGAAUUUGACGGGUGCACCGAGAUCGGGCAAUGUCUAAGCUCGUUAUGCCUGAAGUUGGGUCUUAGACCGGCAUUAUUAAGUGGAUAUGCUCUUUAUGCACAAGAUCUGAACGACUCAGACUCCUACAUUUUGUUGAAGAACAAACAGAAAGUAAGCUUACAUUGUUUUGGAUAGUUUUUUUAUGAAAAGUAAAGGGAAUUGAGAAUUUUUGUAUGUAUUACAAUUGAAAUCUCUUGAAUUUUUAGCUCUGUGACUGUCUAACGGCGUGGGAAAAGCAAGUCAAGGAUAUGAAAUGUGGGCGAGUUACCGAUGACUCAUGUUCGAUCCGUCUUCGCCUUCGUCUCAGGCAUUAUUGGUCCAAUUUGAUCGAUGAGGAGACCCCCAUGGAGAAGAUCCUUUUGUGUUACAGAAUGGCCGAAGAGAUUGUCAAAGGCUAUGUCCCGAUGUCGAAUGAACUGGCUGAAGAAAUGACCGCUCUCUACGCUCAAUUGUGCUAUGGGGACAUCCCUCCCAACCCGGAGACACCUCUAAAUCGAUCUUUGGAAAGGUUUUACCCCGCCAAAAUGUUGGAAGUCGUGAAUAUGCGAAGUUUGAAGGCGUCGGUUGAACAACAUUGGAGAGAAUUGAAUGGUGUGGGACUAGUAGAGUGUGUGAAGAUGUUAUUGACAGUAUUAAGACGAUGGAAAUUCUUCGGAGCUUUCAUAAAAACGGCCAAGAUGAAGAUGCACAAAGGAGACCCGAUUUUGAUCGCUUUGACGGAUCAAGGAGUACAUUUGUUGACCGAAAAACAAAUGGUAAGUCGUUUAGUUUAAAGAUUAAGUCUUAAUCUUUCAAUUUCCUACUGAAACGUUGGUAGGUACUAUAAUUUUUAUCUAGGUCUCAAUUAUAAUGUUUUAGGACCUAAUCCGAACAUUCCCCUUCCAUCGACUGGUAAAUUUCGGGGAAUACCACGGUGAUUUUAUGAUCUCAGUCUCAAGAAUCCUCCCUCCAGACGCGCAUCCGGAGGAAACUCCUCGUGAAAGACUGACUUUCGAAAUGCCAAAGGAUUCUAUUGAACAGGUAAGGGUAGCAUGAGUUAAUGGUCGAAUUUCUAAAAAAAAAUUCUAUUGGGUAUCUUACAGUAAUCCUCGUAUAUUUCCAGUUAACCACCCAUCUUGCCGAAUACAUUCGCUGCCAAACGCUGGUCUGGAAGUUGUCCGGCCGCCAGAUCUAA